GCCUUAAGAUGUCAGUUUGUUUCUUUGAUUCCGUGAUCUAAUACUUGACCCGAUGAGAGGAAAUGCAAAUUAUCUUGUCACACGACGUGAUUCCAUGCUCCAGUACUUCACUUAGGUCAGGAAAUGCAAUCGUAAAAAAAGAUUGCAUGGGCCGAGUACACAGAGGCCCAUCUUAGCAUAGCAAAGCAAAGCAACUGGGCCCGGCCCAAUACCUUACUAACUAUGCUUCUCUGCGUGACUGGGCCCACUAACCGCAGCGCUCCUUCCUCUCUCCAACAACUCCGGCGAUGGCGGCGGCGGCGGCGGCGGCGCCGUCGCGUUCUCCCAGCUUGCUGUCGCUGUGCCUCGAGGAGGUGGCCUCCCACCUCAGCGAAGGUGCGGCGGCCGCCGGCGGGUGCGGCCCUGGCCAUCUCGAUGGGGAUGGGGCCUGUGGUGGCGAGGCUGGCGGGGAGGAGGAGGAGGAGGAGGAGGGUGGCCGCCUGGUGAUUACGCCGGAGGAGGUGGCGGAGGCGCUGCCGUGGGAGCUCCUCCACCGGGUGGCGUCACGCCUCCCGCCCGCCGCGCUCGAGUCGCUCCACCACGCACACGAGGCGUGCUGCUCUUCAACUGCUGCUACAAGUGUUGGGUUUGGAGGGCCUGACGGCGGCGGACGCGGGAUAAAACGAUCAAGGUGCGAAGAUUUCAACUCCGCGUGGCAAGCAUUGUUCAGACUUCGUUGGCCCCUUUGUGAUAAUGCUGGACAUGAUAGCUUGAUUACUGUAGAUUGGCAGCAACAAUAUUGGGAAAAGCAUUUGCAGGAGUGCCUUGACGAAGCUGCUGAGAGUGCCUUGCUUCCUUCCUUUUGUGGGAAUAUUGGUGAGCUGACUAUAUCAGCUAAAAUCAUGAGUUAUGUUCUCCACAGCAAGGACAUCCGUCAACAUUAUUCAACAUUUAUGUAUCAUUGCAGAAGAUUUGGCUGUUACUCGAGGUGUUUGCGACUGCAAAGUGUUCUUUGCACAGCAGAAAUUUCUGGUUUGUUGCAAGGUAGUAAGCUGGAAAAAUUGAUGUUUGUAAGAAUAAAAUCAGAGCUGGAGGUUAAUGGCGUCUGCAUGCUUUUGGACUGCCAUGCAGAGACAUUGCUUUCUCUUGAAUUUAUUCAUUGCCAGCUUUGUCCUGCUGCCAUGGAUAAAAUUUGUAAUAGUGUAUUGCAGAAGGGAUCAGUAAACCAUGGGAUCCAGAACUUCAGUAUCAAAUCAUCACGUAUUUGCGAAAGCAACCCUCUAAACAUCUCUGCCGGUUUAUUAGAUUUUCUUUCAAUGGGAAAGUCAUUACAUUUUCUGUCUCUUAAUGAUACUAAGAUGCAGCCAUCAUUUGCCAAAAUAAUUGUUCAUACUCUUCUUGAAUCUUCAAGUGGCAUACAAACUCUUGAGAUAUCAGAAAACAAUAUUGCAGGCUGGCAAAAGACAGUGGAUAAAAGAUUUGCACGCUUUUCAUCAGCAGUAGAUUCAAGUACUUCUCUGCACUCCUUGACCCUUCUUAACCUGAGGGGUAACAAUUUGAACAAGAGUGAUAUCGAAGAUCUAUGCAAAAUCUUAGUUAAGAUGCCUAACUUAAGAGAUUUAGAUAUAAGUGACAAUCCUAUCAUGGAUGAAGGAAUCAGAUUUCUUAUAUGUUUUAUUUCACGGACUCUUUGGAAGGCAAAAUCACUUUCGAGGUUAAGAGCAGAGAACUGUGACUUGACAAAUAUUGGUGUGACUGAACUUCUUGAAUGCCUUUCAUCUGUGAGUGAACCACUUAAUCUGCUGUCUAUAUCGGAUAAUCAUCUUGGGAGUUCUGUUGCAGCUGCAUUGGCGAAAUUUUUGGGUUCUGGUGUAAGGGAGCUAAAUAUUGAAGAUAUUGGCCUUGGGCCGAUAGGCUUCCAAAUCCUUGAGGAAGCAUUACCAGCAGAGGUUGCCCUUUCCCAUAUCAAUGUCAGUAAGAACCGCGGUGGGAUUAGAGCUGCACAUUUUGUUUCCAGAUUAAUACGACAAGCACCAGUCCUUGUGUCAGUCAAUGCAGGGUCUAACCUCUUGCCUCCUGAAUCUAUGGAAGUCAUCUGCAAUGUCUUGAAGCAAAAUACAUGUAACUUGGAGCGGUUGGAUCUGAUGGGCAACAUGCAUUUGUCAGAUGCUGCCUUUCCUGCAGCACUUGAAUUCAGGAAGCGCGGAAAGCAAAUCCUCGUUCUUCCUUCACAGCCAGGUGCCUGUGCUCCAUAUGAUGAUGACCCAUAAUCAAGGCCGGUUACAUCGGUAAUUGUGUAAUGUGUUUGGUUAUCUGAAAUGGGACUCGGCGGUGAAGCAUCUGGAUGUUGGUCCUGUGAUGGUAUGGCUUACACCAUGGCUCGUGGCAUGCCGACCUGCUGGCCAUGGGCUGCUGUGCUGGAGAUGGAACCAAUUGUUGGAUCAGUUUGGUGUUGCCAGGCAUUGCUCCCUGGUACUUCGUCAUGGGGAUAGUGCCGUGUUGCCAGCUUCAUCUGCAUCAAUCAGUGUUGUGGCAUGUAUGUUGGAGAUGGUACAACGAGGAUUGUGAGUUGAUUGAGGAAUGUCGUAGCGUCCAGUGCGUACAGAGCAGUGUUGUGUUUUGAUCCAAGAAUGGGAAAUGACAGAGUUCAUAUUCCGCACUCCAACUUGGCAGCAAGACGCUAUGGUGAGUUAUUGUAAGUUGGGUUAUAGUGUCUGAUAUUCCAUAUCAUGUUGAGCUCCUCUUGUUACUGGAUAUUAGACAUGUUUCUUAUGUUUUGAUACAUUACUUAGAUUGAGAUGACCUGCUUUUAGUCUUUGAAGAAGACACUGAGUUGAAUAUAUUUCGAUAAAUUUAGGUCUUCCAUGUUGGCGUUGUAGGUCUUUUCGACGCCCUUAUUUUUUUUUCUGACAUGUUUAUACAUUCAUUGCCACUUACCGACAUUGUUUUCAUCUUUAAAAAUAACAAAGGAAGUUGGUCCAUUUUACGUAUGUCAGAGCUAGUUGCAGAGCGCCUCUGCAAAUGCAUUUUGCCUAUCUGUAAAAAUUGUUCUUGAUAGUGCGAUGGGAUAAAACCGCCCGUCUCUCCAAAUGCAUUUUGCUUGUCUGUAAAAAUUGUUUCAGUAGUGAUGGAACAAAACUCCGGCAACCAUGCGCGGUCACAUGGCUAGUUGCUCAAAAGGUAAUCGAAUUUUGUGCUAC
Molecule: messenger RNA, 3179 nt
Organism: Oryza brachyantha (malo sina)
Lineage: Eukaryota; Viridiplantae; Streptophyta; Magnoliopsida; Poales; Poaceae
Exons: 15
Coding region: 288-2249 (653 amino acids)
Molecular function (GO): protein binding
Source: RefSeq, a predicted model, not a curated record